Chiloscyllium plagiosum (whitespotted bambooshark) is the source of this 3878-nucleotide messenger RNA. It is a transcript of the gene dhtkd1, whose product is annotated as dehydrogenase E1 and transketolase domain containing 1. Lineage: Eukaryota; Metazoa; Chordata; Chondrichthyes; Orectolobiformes; Hemiscylliidae. Gene Ontology annotation, molecular function: thiamine pyrophosphate binding; oxidoreductase activity, acting on the aldehyde or oxo group of donors, disulfide as acceptor. The record is from RefSeq and is a predicted model, not a curated record.
ACAGUUUGGAGGUGGUUUCUGCGCCGUGACCUCCUCCUCAAUCCCUUUGCUGCACAUGGCCGUGUCGGAUUGUGGCCUUUAAACCGAGGGAGGCGAGAGAGCAGAGCAGCUGGCUCUCCCCCAGCCCGAGGGAGUGAAGCGAUGUCGGUUCCUGCGCUGAAUGCAAUGAGAGGCUGUGUGAGGAACAGGCAACUGGCCUGGCUCUUCAACCUCAGGCGCCUGUACCGCAGCGAGAGGGGAGUCUAUGGUUACAAACCAGCCAGGAACAAUGACAGUGGGCUCAAGGUAUCCAGACAGGAAGCCCCAGUCCAAGUUGACCAUGGUUUAGAACGACUGGUGACAGCAUAUCGAGAACAUGGCCACAAAGCAGCUAAAAUCGACCCCUUGAGUCAAGGUGUGAUUGAGAUGAUUCCUGAGAUCCAGGUUUUAACUGAAGCACUUCAGGGUCAUGACCUGUUCUGCACAAAAGGAAUGUUAAACUUUGGGAAAGAGGAAGCCACUUUGGAGGAGGUAUUGGCCUAUUUGGAACAGACGUACUGCAGGCACAUAUCUGUGGAGAUCGGCCACCUGGAGACCAUGGCUGAGAGAGAAUGGUUUGCUCAACGAUUUGAGCAAGCAAAAUGCGAAACUUUAACCCCGGAAGAGAAGAGACAUUUAGUGAAGCUAAUGCUGGAGUCUCAGGAAUUCGAUCGCUUCUUGGCCACUAAAUUUUCCACUGUAAAACGUUAUGGUGGUGAGGGCGCAGAGAGCAUGAUGGGAUUCUUCCACGAAUUGUUCCGAAAUGCAGCGUUCAAUGGUGUGGCUGACGUGGUACUGGGAAUGCCUCACCGAGGGCGACUCAAUCUUUUGACUGGGCUCCUGCAAUUUCCUCCUGAGUUGAUGUUCCGCAAAAUGCGUGGAUUGAGCGAAUUCCCUGAAAACUCCCUGGCCACUGGAGAUGUCUUGUCUCAUCUUACCUCCUCAGUGGACCUGGACUUUGGCUGCGACCACCCACUACAUGUCACCAUGCUCCCUAACCCUUCCCACCUGGAGGCUGUGAACCCAGUCGCUAUUGGGAAGACCCGUGGGAGACAGCAGUCUCGCCAGGAUGGGGAUUACUCAGCAAGUGGCUCUGCACAGCCAGGAGACAAAGCCAUUUGUGUGCAGGUGCACGGAGAUGCUUCUUUCCCAGGACAAGGUAUUGUUGCUGAAACCUUCACUCUCUCGAAUCUCCCUCACUACCGAGUUGGUGGCAGCAUUCACCUGAUUGUCAAUAAUCAGUUAGGCUACACCACACCCACCGAGAGAGCCAAAUCCUCACUCUACAACAGUGAUAUAGGUAAGAUGGUUCAUUGUGCUGUGAUUCACGUGAAUGGUGACGACGCAGAAGAAGUAAUACGAGCCACAAGACUGGCUGUUGACUAUCAGCGACGUUUCCGAAAGGACGUGAUCAUAGACUUGCUCUGCUACAGGCAGUGGGGCCACAAUGAACUUGAUGACCCCACCUUCACAAACCCCACCAUGUACAAAAUUAUCAGAUCCCGUAAAAGUAUUCCAGACUUGUAUGCAGAGCAGUUAGUAGCAGAUGGCCUCUUGACUGAGCAGGAGGUUUCCAGCAUUAAAACUUCUUAUUAUGCUAAACUAAAUGACCAUUUAACAAACACGGCUUCAUUUUCACCGCCGGCUCCAAAUCUGCAGGCUCACUGGAGUGGCUUGGUGGAACCUUCACUCAGGGUCAGUACGUGGGACACUGGAAUGCCCAUUGACCUGCUCAAGUAUGUGGGUGCCAAGUCUGUGGAGAUUCCAAAGGAAAUAACCAUGCAUGGUCAUCUGGUGAAAACACACAUACAGGCUCGACUGCAGAAACUGGAAGAGGGCGCAAAGCUGGACUGGUCCACGGCAGAGUCACUGGCUAUUGGAACUUUACUGUGUCAAGAUUUUAAUGUGCGUUUAAGUGGACAGGACGUUGGUCGUGGCACCUUCAGUCAACGACAUGCAAUGGUUGUUUGCCAGGAAACUGGUGACACUUACAUCCCACUCAACCAUAUCAGUCCAGAACAAAAAGGAUUUUUUGAGGUCUGUAACAGUCCAUUGUCUGAAGAGGCAGUGCUGGGUUUUGAGUAUGGGAUGAGUAUUGAAAGCCCAAAGCUACUUCCGAUAUGGGAAGCCCAGUUUGGAGACUUCUUCAAUGGUGCUCAAAUUAUAUUUGACACAUUUAUCUCUGGAGGUGAAGCGAAAUGGUUGCUACAAAGUGGGAUUGUUAUUCUUCUCCCACACGGCUAUGAUGGUGCAGGCCCAGAACACUCCUCCUGUCGUUUGGAGCGUUUUCUCCAGAUGAGCGACAGCAAGGAGGAAGGCGUUGACGGGGACAAUGUCAACAUGUCCAUUGUACAUCCCACUACGCCAGCACAAUACUUUCACUUACUGCGCCGGCAGAUGGUUCGAAAUUUCCGUAAACCUCUGAUUGUAGCCUCACCGAAAAUGUUGCUGCGUCUCCCAGCUGCUGUCUCCAGUUUGGAUGAGAUGGCACCAGGAACCACUUUUAAACCAGUUAUUGGGGAUUCAUCAGUGGAUCCAAAAACGGUAACUCGAGUUGUGCUAUGUUCUGGAAAACACUAUUAUACACUGGUUAAACACCGAGAAUCUUUAGCAGAGGCGGGACAGAACUCGGCACUCGUCAGAGUAGAAGAACUUUGUCCUUUCCCCUUGGAGGCACUUCAGCAACAAAUGGAAAAAUACAAAAAUGCAAAAGACUUUAUAUGGAGUCAAGAAGAGCCAGAGAACAUGGGCCCAUGGUUUUUUGUAUCUCCCAGGUUUGACAAACAGUUAGCAUGCAAGUUAAAGUUGGUGAGCAGACCCUCUCUUCCAGUACCUGCAGUUGGAAUUGGGACUUUACAUCAAGAACAAAAUCAAGACAUUCUCACCAGAACCUUCUCCUGAAAAGAAAACCUUGUAUUUCUGCUCUAUGGUGCUCGAUUAUGAAAAGUGCAGACAACUUCCUGUUUAAACGGAGUGAAUGUAAAUGCUCCAGUCACAGCGCAAGACUUCAGGAAGGUGAACAAAAGGGAUGACUCUUCUGCUGCAAGAAAAUACAAACUACUAAUAUUCAAAUUGAUUCGGUCUGAAGAAGUGCUAUUGUUGAUGUGAACUAUUGUCCCUUUGUCUGUUUGCAUCACUGCUUAACUUGAUCCGCAGCAAUAUACUGUUGCAUUUGUGCGGCAUUCCUGAUGUAACCGGUCAUCUAACAGCUUUGAAUAGAACAGGUUAAAUUACCAAACUCGGAGGUCAAAACUUAGAGAACAGGCUUUAAGCCAAAAUCAAAAAGCUCAUAUAUUUUGGAGGUAAAUGCAAUAGUACAGAAUUUGGAUCAUUGUGUCUGCAGUGAUUUAUUUUAAGAGCAAUUCCUGUCCGUCCUCCAACAACUUCCUUCCCUGUCCACCUACAAUUUUUAAUCCUUCAACUACUUAGUGCUGUCAAGAUUAUUUUCUGUGGUGGACAUGGGCAGACUCUGCAUUGUGUAGCAAAUCAAAUCACUUAGAGGUAAGUGUAAACUUUCACAACAAAAUGGUAGUUUUUAUUGGCAGGGAGAGGAGGAAACGUUUGCUGGGGUUCCACAUAGCAGGAAUAUAAUCAUUGAAACAUCAGAGAAAAUAUGCAUUAUAGGUUGCAGUAGGAGUUAAAAAGUCUUACUGAUCCUGGAAUCAUUAAAAUUGUUACAUCACAGAUGGAGGCCAUUCAGUCAAUCAGGUAUGCCAGAUCUAAGAACAACUUUGCUCCCCACUACUUUUCCUGUGGCUCUUCAGGUGUUUUGAAUAAAUGGAAUCUUUCUCUGCAUGAUGUACACUGAAGUUCUGGAAAUACUUUAUGUUGAAUUGAAACAUUAAAUUUCCUGAUAUUAA